Impatiens glandulifera is the source of this 1075-nucleotide messenger RNA. RefSeq names its product chlorophyllase-1-like. Gene Ontology annotation, biological process: chlorophyll catabolic process. NCBI's taxonomy places the organism in Eukaryota, Viridiplantae, Streptophyta, Magnoliopsida, Ericales, Balsaminaceae. Gene Ontology annotation, molecular function: chlorophyllase activity. The record is from RefSeq and is a predicted model, not a curated record. The transcript is spliced from 2 exons. The coding region runs from base 38 to 931 and encodes 297 amino acids.
AAAAGGAAAGAAAAGAAAAAUACCGAGGGAAGAGAAAAUGGGUACGAAUGUGUUUGAAAAAGGAAGCUACUUGGUGGAAAGUUUAAGUGUGAAAAGUUCAGAAUCAAAGCCAAUUUUGAUUGUGACGCCGACAGAGGAAGGAGAGUAUCCAGUUUUGCUUUUCUUCCAUGGCUUCUUAAUCACUGACUCUGCUUAUUCUAAGCUACUCCACCUUAUCUCUUCCCAUGGCUACAUUCUUGUGGCUCCCCAGUUGAGCACAAGCAUAUUCACAAGCGGAAACGAGGAAGUAAAAUCCGCAGCCGGCAUAACAAACUGGCUAGUCUCCAGCCUCGGCACCAUCCUCAGUUCAAACAACUUCAAAUCAGUGCCUAACCUAAACAAAGUAGCCCUGGCCGGCCAUAGUCGAGGCGGUAGGAACGCAUUCGCCCUUGCUCUAGGCUAUGGAGGCAGCUUAACUCUAAAGUUCUCCGUCCUAAUUGGAAUAGACCCCGUAGCAGGGUUAAGUAAGUGCCUCCAAAUGGAACCAAAGAUCCUCACCUACAAUCCUAAAUCCUUCAAUAUCGGGAUUCCUGUUGCUGUUCUUGGGACGGGUCUAGGAAUAGAGUCUAAAUGUUGUGGUCUUAUGCCAGCAUGUGCGCCUGAAGGAGUGAACCAUGAUGAAUUCUUCGAUGAGUGUAAGCCACCGCGUUGGCAUUUCUUGGUCAAGGACUUUGGACAUAUGGAUAUGUUGGAUGAUAGUUCGAAGAAACUAUCUAGUUGUAUUUGCAAAAGCAAUGGAGGGGAUUGGGAACCAUUUAGGAAGUGUUUGGCUGGGAUCUUGGUUGCUAUAAUGAGGGCGUGUUUGGAUGAUGUUAAAGAGGAUAUUCAAGUUAUUGUUAAUAAUCCCUCUGUUUCUCCAACACCAAUUGAUGUGCAAUAUGAGGAAGAAUAGAAUUUAAAUAAUUCAUGGAGGUUCAUUAUUUGUUAUUUGUUGUAUUGUUCAAGUACUUUGAUUAUGUUACUUUUUUAUCUAAUGUCAAUUUGUGGAGUGUCUCAUGCCUUGUAAGUCAAUAAACCUUGUAUAUUUUGUCAUGAA